Molecule: messenger RNA, 561 nt
Organism: Pyrenophora tritici-repentis Pt-1C-BFP
Lineage: Eukaryota; Fungi; Ascomycota; Dothideomycetes; Pleosporales; Pleosporaceae
Product: EthD domain containing protein
Biological process (GO): aflatoxin biosynthetic process; regulation of DNA-templated transcription
Cellular component (GO): nucleus
Molecular function (GO): oxidoreductase activity; DNA binding
Source: RefSeq, a predicted model, not a curated record
AUGGCACCCACCACGACAGAUAGCAAGGGCCUCCCGCCAAGCAAAUAUCUUUGUCUUACCAUUCUCGGCUACCGUAAGCCUGGCAUGAGUGAGGAGGCCUAUCGUCGCCAUAUGAUCGAAGUUUCGGCGCCACUGACUAAGGACCUCAUGACAAAGUAUGGCAUCAAGCGCUGGACCGUCAUUCAUAACCCAGUGGAGACGAGAAAGCUGAUGACGUAUCUUUACGAUCGACAAAUGUCCAACAUAUCCGACAUCGACUGCUUUAGCCAAGUUGUUUUUGAAGAUCUCGAGGCUUACAAGCGGAUGAAGACGGACCCGUGGUACAAGAAGCAUUUGUUUGGCGAUCAUGAAAAUUUCGCGGACACGGAGAGAAGCCAAAUGACGAUUGGGUGGAUUGAGGAAUGGGUCCACGACGGUGAAACUAGGGAAAAUAUGAGUGCGCCUUGGGCGUCCUUCAAACCCAAGCCGGUGCAGUCGUUGGCAGUGCGUGUCGCGGAUGUAUCGUCUCGGGCUGCUAUUAUCACGCUGCUGCUAUACUGCGCGGUGAAGCUAUCCCAAUAA